Perca fluviatilis (European perch) is the source of this 2561-nucleotide messenger RNA. RefSeq names its product cannabinoid receptor interacting protein 1b (gene cnrip1b). Bases 159 to 647 code for a protein of 162 amino acids. The transcript has 3 exons. Gene Ontology annotation, molecular function: type 1 cannabinoid receptor binding. Gene Ontology annotation, biological process: negative regulation of signaling receptor activity. Gene Ontology annotation, cellular component: plasma membrane. The record is from RefSeq and is a predicted model, not a curated record. Lineage: Eukaryota; Metazoa; Chordata; Actinopteri; Perciformes; Percidae.
AUUAGGCAUGUGCUGCACAGGAUUACGGCGCGCAGAAGCACAAUUCCCUGCGCUGUGCGCUCUGGACUUCUCUGCACGGCAUUUCUCCGUCUACCUGAAUUUAUCGACACUAAACACCCUUCAGUCCCACUGAUCCUGGUGAUAAAAUAUAUGGAAACAUGGCCGACGUCCCUCAACUCGUCAAAAUUGGCAUUUCCUUGAAGAUGCUUCCCAACAACUCGGCGGUGCACUUCAAGUCCGACGGCGCCAGGUUUGGACAGACCCGGACCAUCAAGCUGCUGACCGGGUCCAAAUACAAAAUCGAGGUGGUAAUUAAACCAGGAGCGGUCGAAGCCACAUCGAUGAGUGUGGGGGCCGUGACCUUCCCCCUGGAGCAGCAGUCUAAAGACCCGCAGUCAGUGGUCUAUACUGGCCAAUACGACACAGAAGGGGUGGCGCACACCAAGAGUGGAGAGAGGCAACCAGUUCAAAUCAACAUACAGUUCACAGAGGCCGGGAUGUUUGAAACGGUGUGGCAGGUGAAGUACUACAACUACAACAAAAGGGACCACUGCCAGUGGGGAAACAGCUUCAACAGCAUCGAGUACGAGUGCAAACCCAACGACACGCGCACACUCAUGUGGGUCAACAAGGAGAUGUUUGUCUGAUGGAGGAACAUCUGGAAAUAUUCAGUGUGUACUGAUGUUUCUAUUAGUGUAUUGCUUCCUGUUGCUAAAAGGAAGCAUGUAAACUGUGAAUCUACAAUAGAUACACACUCUACCUUACUGUUUGGCUUUAUUGUAGUCUUUCAAUCUUUCCAUUAUUGGAAAAUCUAAAGGUUUUUUUUCUCUGUUUGAAAAGAAAAUGCAACCCUUUUCUGCCGUAAAAUAGUGAUCGGAUUUACUGCCAAAUCAGAUCCUAUGGCAGAACAUUUAAAAUGCAGUGAAGUCUUUUUACACUGGUUUUGUUUGUUUAUGGUGGUUAUACAUUUGGUACAUUUAUUUAUACAUUAUUGAGAUUAAAAAGAAACAUGUAGCAUUUCUCGACAACCUACAGUUUUAAUUAUAUAAUGCAGAUUAAAUGACGUUUUGAAAUAAAUAUUUGUAAUGUACUGUGCCGUGGCAUGUGGUAAACCUCAAGUGUGUUUAAGCUUAUGUGUAUGUACAGUACCAUAUGUGUGAAUGCACAUGUGCCUGUGUGUUUAGCUACAGUAUGUGUUUUACAGAUGUGUUUAUGUUUUUUGAAGAUAUUUCUACAUGUUUCAUUCCAAAAUGACUUUCCAAGAUUUCCAGAAAUUACUAAGUUCAACCAAGUCAAGUGCCCUUGCGUUAGUGACAUUUUAAUUUCAUUGGCCCCGAGCAGAAUUUUCCCUUUAUGUACGUGUAUUUGAGCUUUCCACGACAUCUGCAGCUUCUAAUGUUAAAAAUGUGGGGUAUACAGUAUUUUUCAAAGAGCAAGGCAAUAUGGCCAAAGAAAAGCGCCCACAUAGUUAAAAAUGAAAUAAAAUAAGGGAAUUUACUUUAUUAUUAUUAUUACAGGCAUUUUCCAUCAGCUGCUUUAAAAAGCAGUAACGUGUACAGUACAAGGAAACCAACUCUACCACUCUACUACUCUCAACCUAUUGUGCUGCUACUUUUAGUUGUGAAAGACUUUCACCUUGAAGCUGAUCCUCACAAAACCGAACCAAAUCCGUAUAACUGGAGAGAUACCACUUCUUUUUAACCGAAUAGUCCUGCUGAUGUUGUUGCUGCCACCUCCAAACCCAUUUAAAGUCAAACUUGACUGGCUUGAGACGUAGUGGUGCACUGGGCUGCCACCCAGUCCUUAGGCAAGAUGGACUAGGUCGUUGUUUGUCUGAAAGAGUUACAAGGUAAUGCAGUUGCCCACAAAACGUUACCCUGGUAAUUUGAUGAAAUCUUUCAGCUCUUGAAAGUGUACAGGUCAGCUCCUCUGGGAGUAUCUACGAGCUACUGUUACCCAGCAAGAAGAGAAGAAGAAGAAUAUGUCUAUCUUGUCAAAAGCCUGCUUCAGCCCUUAUCCUUUUACAAUGACACUGCAGUGCACCUCCUCUGCGUCAGCACCUCUAAACCAUGACAUUUUGAGUGUUUUAGAAUGAAAAUCUCUGUGUAGCUGUGUGUAUGUGUAUUCUUUUUGUGUAUUUUUUAUUUUUUGUACAGUAUAAUGCAGUAUUGGAUGUAGGAAUUUUGUAUUUGGGUGGAGUUGUGCCCCUAUUUACAGUGUGCUUGUUUUCUCUACCUCUUCCGAAGGACAUAGCCAUGAAGCCAUUGUAGCCAUUUUCUAUUGCUAGUGGUAACUUAUAUUUUUAGAAAUAGUAUUUUUGUACAGUGAACCUUUAAACCCUUUUAUUAUUGUGUGUAUAUUGGUAGAAAGAAACUAUAAAUAAAUUAAAUAUUAAAAUAAAUAUUUUCUUUUAAAUAUUGAAUUGAUCUAUGUAAGAAAUCAGAGCAACAAAGAAACAAUGAAAUGGCGCAAUAUAGUUGUGGGAUUUACAAAUCAUUAUUACCUUUUUGUGAAAGUGUUGUUUGUUCGUUUGUUAUUAAUAGUAAAAUGGAAAAUCUUUU